Messenger RNA from Lathyrus oleraceus (garden pea), 1915 nucleotides. Its product is annotated as L10-interacting MYB domain-containing protein. The record is from RefSeq and is a predicted model, not a curated record. The coding region runs from base 465 to 1808 and encodes 447 amino acids. The transcript is spliced from 5 exons. Lineage: Eukaryota; Viridiplantae; Streptophyta; Magnoliopsida; Fabales; Fabaceae.
UAAGGGCCUGUUUGGAUCCCUUUCUAAAAACAGUUUUUUUGUUUUUAAAAAUUAAAAAAUUAAAAAUGUAUUUGGCAAACUAUUUUUAAAUUAUAAUUUUCAAAAACUGUUUUGUGUUUUUAACUUUUAAAAACUAAAAAAGUAAAACAGCUUAAACAUGUUUUUAAUUUUUCAAUUUUGGUUUUUUAAACACAAAUGAAAUUGAAAACAAUCUUCUCUCACACAAAAAUGCAGCAACGAAAAAGUUUCACUCAGCACUUUCCACACGAUCUUCCAUUUUUCACUCAACAUUGAUUCCACACGAUCUUCCAUUUUUCACUCAGCACUGAUUCCACAAGAUCUUCCAUUUUUCACUCAGCACUGAUUCCACACGAUCUUCCAUUUUUCACUAAUCUUCAAUUUCUUCUCUACAAUUUGUGAUUGGGAUUUUUUAGUUCUAAACAGGUUUGAGAUUUUGAAAAAGCAUGAAGAAUAAUAGCUAUCGUCCGUAUUUUGCUGCGCCAGACUCCUCCUCGACCAGGCCUGCCUCUUCCUCGAUUGCACCUACUUCUAUUGGGGCAUCUGCCAUUGCUGCACAGGUUCUAACCAGAAUUGAUAUUGAUGAAAGUGAUGAUUCUACUUCUGAUGCAAGUGAUGAUGAAUUCGCAGAAUUUCUCUUUAAUAGUAUGAUUUAUAAUUAUCAUCAGAAAUACUUUAACAAAGCAAAGGUGUUGACAUCUUCGUUGACUGGUCGUGAGUUUGUUGCUGAAGUAUUAAAUGGAUCUGGAACAAGUUGUUUUGAUUUAUUUCGAAUGAAGAAAGAAUGUUUUAUUAAUUUUUGUAAUGAAUUGAGGGAGAAGAACUACUUAUGUGACUCAAGAGAUGUGCUUGUUGAAGAGAAGGUUGCUACAUUUUUAUUCAUAAUUGGUCAUAAUGUUCGUCAUAGAGUUGCUUCAAUCCGCUUUCAACAUUCCACUGAAACAAUAUCACGCAAUUUUAAGGAGGUAUUAAGGGCAGUUUGUCGAUUUGGAAAGGAACUAAUAAAGCAAGAGUCCAAAGAGUUUCCUGAAAGAAUUAAAAAUAAUUCAAAAUACUAUCCUUGGUUUAAGAAUUGCAUAGGUGCGAUUGACGGUACACAUAUCAGUGCAUCGGUUCCUGCAGAAAAACAAAUUUCAUGUAGAGAUAGAAAGGCAACAAUCACACAAAAUGUCAUGUGUGCUUGUGAUUUUAACAUGAUGUUUACGUAUGUAUAUUCGGGAUGGGAAGGAAGUGCACAUGAUUCAAAGAUUCUUUUGGAUGCAAUUACAAAUCAAAAUGCUGAAUUUCCUUGGCCACCUAGAGGUUCAUUUUAUCUCGUUGAUUCUGGGUAUCCAUGUAUUGGAGGUUUUCUUCCCCCUUAUAGGGGUGAAAGGUAUCACGCACAAGAAUAUAGAGGUCAAGGUAGACAACCCAGAAGUCCGGAAGAGUUAUUUAACUAUAGACACUCGUCUCUAAGGAUGACAAUUGAGCGUUGUUUUGGGGUGCUGAAAAAUAGAUUUCCUAUUUUAAAGUUGAUGCCUCCUUAUAAGCCUUCUAGGCAACGACUCAUAGUUAUUGCGUGUUGUGCUAUUCACAAUUAUAUACGCAAGUGGAAUUUACCGGACGAGUUGUUUAGGAUAUGGGAAGAAAUGGAUCCUGUCGAACUCGAGGGAAUACAAGAAGGUCCUAUCAUAGAAGGAACAAGUUCCAAUGUCGACAACUUAACAAGAUUAUCUAAUGAAGGUGCAGCUGAAAUGACAAUGAAGAGAAAUCAUAUUAGAGAUGAGAUGUGGGUACACCGUAGCAAUUAAGUGAAUUAAUUAUCUCUAUGUUACAUUUUCAUACAAGCAACUUUGAAUUUUAGUGGUUAUUUCUAAAUACUUAUGUUAGUUUGAUUUCAUAUGUAUGCUUCAGAUAU